Messenger RNA from Exophiala oligosperma, 873 nucleotides. RefSeq lists its product as uncharacterized. The record is from RefSeq and is a predicted model, not a curated record. The coding region runs from base 1 to 873 and encodes 290 amino acids. The transcript has 2 exons. NCBI's taxonomy places the organism in Eukaryota, Fungi, Ascomycota, Eurotiomycetes, Chaetothyriales, Herpotrichiellaceae. Gene Ontology annotation, molecular function: oxidoreductase activity.
AUGGCAUCGGCAGCAGUCCAGCAACCCAGUGGGCAUUCCACUUCAUUCGAGCCUCUGACGACUCAAUUAAAAGGAGAUACAACAGCGUCUCAGGCCGAGAAGCACCAUGUUCGCACAACUUUGAACUAUUACAAAGACCCAGGUGACGGAAGUCCUCCUCCUCCUAGCUACGUCGGCAAGCCGGAGACUUAUGAAAGACCCUAUGAGCCAUUGGAAGUGACCGUCCGCGACAUCCGAGGAGAAGACGGCGAGUAUAACUUGGACAAGAACGGGUUUCAGAUCUUUCGUCACGAGAGCGUCGAGAAAGAUUUCGUCGAUGAUGAGCAGAUCAAGGCACGAUAUUAUCCUGAAACGGAACAGUUGUUGAAGGACGCGACGGGAGCUUCUCGUAUCUUCAUCUUUGACCAUACCAUUCGUCGAGCGCCGAACGACGAGAAGAGAGGAACACCCGCCGCGACGGUCAACCUCCGCGGACCCGUCACCCGGGUCCAUAUCGACCAGAGCUACAGCGCGGCCAAGAAUCGCGUUCCUCACCACCUACCUGAAGACGCGGACCGGUUGCUCACGACCCGCUACCAAAUCAUCAACGUUUGGAGGCCGAUCAAGAAGAUUCUGAAGGACCCCUUGGCUGUGGCGGAUGCGCAUACCGUCCCGGACUCGGACCUCGUGGGCGUCGGUCUCAUAUACCCUGACAGGAAGGGUGAGACGUACACUGUCCGACCGAACAGGGAGCACAAGUGGUAUUACCUCUACGGGCAGACGCCCGAGGAGACGUUGCUGAUCAAGUGCUUCGACUCCAAGUUGGAUGGGAGGGCGAGGAGGGUGCCACACCGCGUUUGUAAACCCGGAAACUGUAAACGAGAGCUCGCGUGA